This is a messenger RNA of Apis mellifera (honey bee), 2073 nucleotides long. RefSeq lists its product as uncharacterized. Bases 367 to 2058 code for a protein of 563 amino acids. The record is from RefSeq and is a predicted model, not a curated record. The transcript is spliced from 3 exons. NCBI's taxonomy places the organism in Eukaryota, Metazoa, Arthropoda, Insecta, Hymenoptera, Apidae.
AAUAUUAUUUUAAAUUUGUCCUUUCUCGUAUUACCCAACAAUAAAAAUAACGAAUUAAAAAAUUCUAUAAAUUAACGUUAAACGAUAAAUCGAUCGGUUGUUACCACAUCGAUUGUAACAUAAAAUAUAUCCUCGUAUCGUCGAGCUUGUAAGAAAAUAAUCCAUCUUCCAUCGAUGCAUAUAUAUAUAUAUAUAUUAAUUAUUAUUGCAUAAAGAAAUGAUAUAAUAACAUCGUUCACGCAUGAAAUAUGCAAAAUUGAUCGGUCUUAUAUCAAUUGAAUUAGGGCAAAAAUCGUUUAUGGAGAGAAAGUAUAAAUGACAUCGGGCACGGUGUAUGCCUGUUAGUCGUCACGAGCUGCACGCACGAUGCAUUACCCUCUGCACAUUGUUGUCGUGUUGACGAGCCCAUGGAUCCUUCAGGAUUACGUGCACGCGGCGAAAAAUGGUCUAAGUGCCGAAGUGCUGACGUCUUUCGCCAGAAACAUCGCCUCGGUUCUAUCGACGACCUUGCUCAGCGAAGACUCACCUGUGAACCAAUCGUCGAGCGGUAACCUUCUGAAAAGAAUUCAAGAUGCGCAGCCACCGUUGGAGAUCUCCACCAAUCAGUCGGAAGGAUCGGAUACCUCGUCGAAUUCCUCCUUCGUUCGCUACCCUCGAUCCACUCGCGAAUCUUCUUCAAACGAACGAGAAGAAACGCUAUUCCAGAAUCCUUACGCGACGAAUCCUCCGCGUUAUUCGAAAUAUCACGAAUCGAUAUCCUCCUACAAACCGUACGAAUUCACCGUGAAUCCAAGGAUUCCUUACAACGAGGUGAACGCACCUGGUAAUCUAAAUAUAAUCAAUACCAAAGAAAAUUCUGUCAACGAAGUCAACGUUAAUCCAUCACCUCUCCAUUAUCCUUCUCCUGGAUUCAGAUACAAAUCCGAACCCGUCGAUCCAUUGUCCAAUUCGAAUCUGAUUCAAAAUUAUCCCCGAUUAGCGGAUCUUCGCUAUCAUCGUCUCUCGACUCAGAGACCUGUCGAUCCUCGAGAACAUUCGACAACCCUGGAACAAGAGAUUAACACGGAUGAAAACGGGAAUAGUAAUCAGAUUGCCAGGAUAUCUCGAAGACCGUAUAAUUAUCGUGGCUCCUUUCAUAAUUCUUAUUACACACCUGGGUACCCGGAGUUCUAUCCUCGCGAGAGGCUCGUGGAAAGUGAGGAUCGAUACGUGACUAAUAAUCGAGAUGAAAAUGAUCCAUCCAGAUUGGAGGAUCAGAAUCAAGGUCAAACUGCGUUAAGGGGAUACGAUUACGGCCCCCGUUUCCAUUAUGGUUUACCUCCGUAUCACGACCCUUUCUAUCACGGAUUUCCUGGAUUCUAUCCCCGCCCCUACAACGACACUUUUCACAAAGAGGCAACACAGGGUGAUGGCAACGGAACCGGUCCACACGGUCCGCCAUUUUAUCACGAUCCCAGGUUCGGCCCUCACCAACCGUUCUACCCAAAUUUCUACGGAAAGCCUGUCCAACCGUCGCAGAAUCCGGCUGACAAUCAAGGAAAUUCCGAGCAAAUCGUUACACCGGAAAAUGGACGAGGUAACAACGCCACGAAUCACGGAUAUCCGCCGUUCGGAUAUCCACCGUAUCCUUAUGGAGGCCCUCAUUAUGGGGGUUUCAAUUUUCACGGUUACCCUUUCACGGUGCCAUUCUUCGGUGGACAUCGUUUCGGAUUCCACGAUCAUCUAUUUUCUGGGAUCAAAUCCGUUCCUUAUUUGAAUUUUUACCACCACUUUCCAUCGGUUCAUUGGUAUCCCCCAUACGGUGGAUAUCAUCAUUACGACCAUCGACCCGCGACGACGACUGAGAAGCCGGCAGAAAAGACUGUCAACGAGAACUCUGAGGCAUCAGCUUCUAACAGCGAGGCUGAAACGUUGUCCGAGAUUAAAUCUUCGGAGAGGAGUCGAUCCUCGCCCUCGAGGGGAUACAAGAAACGCUUCUCCUCUGGAUUCGUUAGCAAAGAGGGCGGCAAAGUAGUUGGGGAUCGAACGUUGAAUCAAUUGAAUCAAAUCUUGAUGUAACAGUGGUAGACUGUA